This is a messenger RNA of Ambispora gerdemannii, 343 nucleotides long. Lineage: Eukaryota; Fungi; Glomeromycota; Glomeromycetes; Archaeosporales; Ambisporaceae. The record is from the annotation of a GenBank genome assembly.
GCGUGUUGUGACGAUGGUUAAAGAUUUAAUGCCUGAGAAACCACUUGUGCGGUAUGCGCUGUCAGAUUCAAACACAUAUCAAUCGUCAACUGUUAACGCAUCGCAGCCACCAUUAUCACAUCCCUCGAUUGACGGAUCAGUAGUGUCCUCGCUGUCUUCACUUCAUAUGCAGUCACCACCAUCACAUCCCCCAUCUCCAAACUACGAUGAAGAAUCCGAAGUAGAAUUACAUUAUUUCACACUGAUAAUGGAAAGUGAAUAUGAACAAGGAUCGAAUUCAUCAUCAUCGUCAUCAAUUUUAGAAGAACUUGACAAAAAAAGAAAUCGAAUAAGAUUGAUUUAA